Molecule: messenger RNA, 2024 nt
Organism: Planococcus citri (citrus mealybug)
Lineage: Eukaryota; Metazoa; Arthropoda; Insecta; Hemiptera; Pseudococcidae
Product: juvenile hormone esterase-like
Exons: 10
Coding region: 189-1832 (547 amino acids)
Source: RefSeq, a predicted model, not a curated record
UUCCUAAAUUCUCUGUUCUUCAUCUUGCUGAUAAAAUAUUUAUUCUUGAUAAGAAGUACCACUAAAUGGGUAUAGACUUGUACGUAUUAAGUUACCGCUAAAAUGAUUCUCAUCUCAACGAAUUCGUCAACUCUUUAUCAGUCUAUUGCGAGAAGUUUUCGAGAUUUUGUUUUUUACGAAUAAUCGCGAUGAAUAUAUUUCGUGAGCUGAGUUUCUUGUUGUGCGUUUUACGCUUCGUGAAUUGUAUAAUAUUGGAGACGAAACAAGGUUCGUUGGAAGGCGAAACUCUAUUGAGUCGAGGUGGACGUCCUUAUUAUGCUUUUUAUUCGGUUCCUUACGCUGAGCCUCCGUUGGGAGAACUUCGAUUUCAAAGUCCCGUUCCUCCUUCAAAAUGGCAAGGUGUAAGAGACGCUACUGUAUUACCUCCAGCGUGCAUGUCUGCCGAAGAUGACAAUAAGAUAGUUGGCGAAGAAGAUUGCUUGUACUUGAAUGUGUACACUCCAAAGAUUGGCAAUAAUUCUCUGUUACCUGUGAUGGUGUUCAUUUUUGGGGGUCGUUAUAUGUACGGUAACGCCCUACCCACCAGAUACGGACCUCAGUAUUUUAUGGACGAAGACGUUGUCUUGAUUACCUUUCAUUAUAGAUUGGGAGUUUUAGGUUUCUUGAGCACCGAAGAUGAAGUUAUUCCAGGAAAUUACGGCUUGAAAGAUUCCAUCGCUGUGCUUCAAUGGGUGCAAAAUUACGUAGAUUCGUACGGCGGAGAUAAGAGUAGAGUUACAUUGUUUGGAGGUAGUUCUGGUGGUGCGGCGGCUUCAUAUGCGUUGAUUUCGCCUCUGGCUAAAGGACUAGUUCAUCGAGUAAUUUCACAAAGUGGCUUUGCUCUUGAUGUUGAAAAACCCGGAAAAGCUAAAUAUAUGGCUUGGGAACUUGCAUCUUUUGUCGGAUGCAACGAUGACAAAAUAACGAGUUCAGAUGCAUUAUUGACAUGUUUGAAAAAAUACCCUGCUGAGGAAUUAGUUAGACAUAAUAACAGAUUUUACGAAUUUGGUCAUCUACUUCCAAUGGCUCCGUGGAGUCCAGUCAUCGAGAAUGAAAAAGUACCCGGAGCUUAUCUCGUCGACGAACCACGAAAAUUGCUAGCAAGGAAAAAUAAUAUCCCUUGGAUUAUAGGAAUGAAUUCCGAUGAUGGUGGAAUGUUUGCGAUUUUCGCAUAUUUCACACCUGGAAUGACAGUGAUCGACGAGUUGGCUGAAAACUACAAGAAAUAUUUCCCAAUGGUGUUCGGUUACGGGAGGUUCACACAAAGCAUCGAACAAGCUGAUAAACUUACUGAAAUUUAUAAAAAUUAUUAUUUCGGCGAUACCGAAAUUCGCGAUAAUGUUCACGCGUUUUCCAAGAUGUGUACUUGUUUAUUUUACCUGCCGGCGAUCAGAGAAAUUGUAAAAUUAUACCAAGGUCCCACUUACGUUUAUUAUUACGAUCACAGGAAUAAAGAAACGUUCGGUCCUAUGUAUGCGAAAUAUGAUGAAGAUAUGGGAGUUAUCCAUGGAGAUGAAUUAAUCAGUAUGUACAAUUGGUCCGAAGUGAUAACACCGGUUACCGAAGGCAUAGAUUUAGUCGUUUCUAAACAAGUGUUGAAGUUGUGGACUAAUUUCGCAGCUACAGGUGAUCCUAAUAACGAUGGAGAACAGAUUUGGAGACCGGUUGAUUCGACUGAUAUCAAUUAUUUGCAUAUUAAAGGUGGAAAAUUGGAAACAAAAGAAGCUUUGUUGAAGUCAGAGUAUGAGUUUUUAGAAAGCGUUUCGUCAAAGCUGUUGAGAGAUGAGUUGUAGAAGAGAUGAUCGUUGCAGUCUGCUCGGCAAUGCAGAUACAUAAUUAGUAUUUUCGUAUGAUUGUUGUAAUUUUUUUUUUUUUUUUUGAAUGAGAAACACUUGUCGUUUUUUAUUCCAAACAUUCGUUGUGAUGAUGUUGAACAUCAUCAAUAUUACCAUUUGCAUUAAAUUGAUCGUUUCAAAAACUUGAAA